GUCAUUUUAACGCCCAGGUUUUGUCUCCUUCCUCCUGGAAGCUGCUUCAGUGCCCUUUCUUACCUGAUCACGUGGUCUCCUCUCUGGAUAUAUUAUCCAAUUUACAGUGACGUUGAUGAACCCAGAGCUGAUAAAUGCUCAAAGGUAAGGUGCCAUAAAGAGACCCACGUGUCCACGUCUAACGUCUACAUCAACGUCUUCCUCAUUCUUUAGCGAGGUGGAAAAAUUCUCGGACACUUUCAGCUUCUUCUUGGAUGUGGCAGCAGCUCAGGGACAUCGCUGGGUAGAGGAACGGUCCUUCAAGGAGAAAUAAUGAUCUCAGGAGCUUAUUAUAGCUAGGUUAAUACAUAAGUGUUCAAUGUUCGGUGUUUAACCCGCGUGGUUUAGUUUGUGUGAAUCCUGUGUCCAGAGAGACGUCUCAAUGGUGGUGCUGAACAAGGGUGAUUAUGUCUGGGUGGACUCCUGGAUCGGGGUCCCUAUCGGGGCUCGGGUUAAGGUGUUGGACGGCAAGCAGGUGCAUCUGCUGGAUGAUGAGGGAAAGGAGCGGUGCAUGUCGGAGAGCGAGCAGGCGUCUCUCAGACUCAUGCACCCCACGUCGGUGGAGGGAGUGGACGAUAUGAUCAAACUGGGUGAUCUGACCGAGGCUGGCGUGCUCAGGAACUUGCUGAUCCGACACAAGCAGGACAUCAUCUACACGUACAUCGGCUCUGUGCUGGUGGCCGUGAACCCGUACCAGCUGCUGCCCAUCUACACUGCGGAUCAGGUGCGUCUGUACCACGGGCGUCAUCUAGGCGAACUGCCCCCCCACGUCUUCGCCAUCGCAGACUGCUGCUAUUACAACAUGCAACGAAACCAGUGUAACCAGUGCUGCAUCAUCAGUGGGGAGUCGGGAGCAGGAAAGACGGAAAGUACGAAGCUGAUCCUGCAGUUUCUGGCAGCGGUGAGCGGUCAGCACUCGUGGAUCGAGCAGCAGAUUCUGCAGGCAAACCCUGUGCUGGAAGCUUUUGGAAACGCCAAAACUACGCGUAACGACAACUCGAGCCGCUUCGGGAAGUACAUCGAGAUCAUCUUUAAUACGGACGGUGUGAUUGAAGGAGCUCAGAUGGAGCAGUACCUGCUGGAGAAAUCUCGCGUCUGCCAUCAGGCCCCAAUGGAGAGGAACUAUCACAUUUUCUACUGCCUUCUGUCAGGGAUGCCCAAAGAGCAUAAAAAAGUCCUUUCUCUCGGCGAUGCGGCACAGUUCAACUAUCUCACUGAGGGAAGCUGCAUCGCAUGCGAUGGACGGGACGAUGCGGAGGACUUCAGCCGCAUCCGUACGGCCCUCAAAGUCCUCACCUUCUCCGACAAGGAAUGCUGGGAUAUAUUUAAAUUACUGGCGGCCAUUCUCCACCUGGGCAACGUCAGAUUUGAAGGCAGCACAUUGAAUAACAUGGACUCGUGUGAAGUUUUAUCAUCGGACCACUUCACCGUCGCUGCCAAUCUGCUAGAGGUUACUAAAGCACAUCUGGAAGUGAGUUUGACCUCUCGCACUUUUAUGACCAAACAAGAGCAAGUGACGAAACCUCUAAGUUCAGAACAGGCUCUGGACUGCAGGGACGUUCUGGCCAAGGCUGUUUACACCAAACUAUUUAUAUGGAUUUUUGGGAAAAUAAACAACGCCAUCCAUAAACAGCAGACGAGCAGCUCCUACACGCAGAAGUCCAUCGGUCUGCUGGAUAUAUUCGGCUUCGAGAAUUUCCAAGUUAACAGUUUCGAGCAGCUGUGCAUUAACUACGCUAACGAGCAGCUGCAGCAGUUCUUCGUGGAGCAGAUCUUCAAGCAGGAGCAGGAGGAAUACCUCAAAGAGGGCGUCACAUGGAAGAACAUCUCCUUCACCGAUAACCAGCAAACGCUUGAAUUGCUGGCUUUAAAGCCGCUCAACCUGCUGUCUCUGGUCGACGAGGAGACCCACUUCCCCAAGGGCACAGACAUGACCAUGUUGGAGAAAAUGAAGAAAACACACCAACAUAGCAAGAUCUACAUCUCACCCAAGACCAACUACACCCUCCAGUUCGGAGUCAGACAUUUUGCUGGCAUCGUCUUCUACGACUGCAAAGGGUUUCUGGAGAAGAACCGGGAUGUGUUGAAUUUGGAUAUCCUCGCACUGAUCCAGAAAUCCUCCAGCAAGCUGCUCAAGCAGAUCUUUGAGAAGGAGCUGAACGCCUGCCGAGCCGUACCCGCUAACAACAACAACAACAACAAUCACCGCAGGAUCAUCAUCACACAGAAGAAACCCACACGGCCGUUACAGCAGGGGAACGACCAGCGGAGACCGAUUUCCACGCUGAGCGGGCAGUUCAAACAGUCGCUGGACACUCUGAUGAAGGCCCUGUCUCUGUGUCAGCCUUUCUUCAUCCGCUGCUUCAAACCCAACGACAACAAGCUCUCCAUGGUGUUCGAUCGGGACCUGUGCAUGCAGCAGCUGCGUUAUUCUGGCGUCCUGGAGACCAUCAAAGUCCGUAAGCUGGGAUAUCCGAUCCAGCACAAGUUCAAAGAGUUCCUGGGACGUUAUCGAGUUUUACUGAAGACCACCGACUGCGACCCCAGCAAGGAAACUGCAUCUAACUGCUGUAACGCUAUCUGCAGAGCUGUCAUUAAAUGCCAAGAUGACUGGAGGAUCGGCAAGACCAAGAUCUUUCUCAAGGAUCAUCACGACUCGUUUCUGGAGCUGGAGAGAGAGCGGGAGCUCAAUAGGAAAGCACUCAUUAUCCAGAGAGUGAUGCUCGCCCACAAAGACAGGAAGAAUUUCAUUAGGAAAAGAAGUGCAGCUGUGACUGUGCAGAAAAAUUGGCGCUCUUACAGAGACCGGAAAGAGUUUAUUAAACUGCGUCAGGGAUUGGUGCGUCUCCAGGCAGUGGUGCACGCAAGGCAGGGCUUCCUGCAGUAUCAACGCAAACAAGCUGCCGCAGUCACACUGCAGAACCACACACGCCGCUACCUCGCCAGGAAAGACCUGAAACGCAAACGAGAUGCUGCCGUACUGCUGCAGGCCCAAACCAGAGGCCUGCUCGCCAGAAAACAACUCAAAUAUCUUAAAGAUGAGGCAUUCUCGUCGGCCCAGGAGCGUCAGGAACGGGACCUCGCGGCGCGGGAGCACGCGGCACGGGAGCAGGCGGCACGGGAGCUCGCGGCACAGGAGCUCGCGGCGCUUGAGCUCCGGCGCAGGCUCAACGAGACCGUUAGCCAAACAAGUGAGACUCAAGAUAAACAAAAGGAGGACAAGCAUGAUGAGAAAGUGGUGGAAGACAUGUUUGGAUUCCUUACAAACUCCACAGAAAGUCAGAAGGAGCCGAGGCAAAGGCGCACACAGGAAGAACAAACCGUGGAAGUGAAGAAGGAUAAAGAGGUAGAGAAACCCGUGCAGAUUGUAGUAAAAACAGCUUUAAAUGACAUCAUACCUGAAGAAGAGGAAGAAAAGGAAGAAGAGGAAGAAGAGGAUGAGGAUGACGACGAGUUUGCGUUUGAAAAGUUCUCUGCCAUGCAUUUCCAGCGCUCUGCUACUCACACACACAUCCAGCAGAGACUGAGGCAGCCGCUGCUCUACCACGAGGACGAAGGAGACACGCUGGCCUGUCUAACUGUUUGGUGGAUCAUCUUGAGAUUCAUGGGUGAUAUACCUGAGCUGAGGCAGGCUCGUCAGUCUCUAACCCCCGACCUCAUCCAGCAGCACCUGGGCCAGCGCCAGGGCCGGCGUCUCAGUAGCCUCGUUGGUUUGGAUCAGAAAAUCCUGCGUAAAAAACAAAAACAGAACAAGCUCAGCAACAAUAAGAGGAAACACUCCGCCAUUAUAGAGGAGAUGGAAGACGUGGACGAAGAGGAUGAUGUUCUGAUCGGAGAAGGACCCAGUUUGGAUCGUCCCAUGACCUCCUUGGAGAAAUUGCAGAUCAUUGUAGGAUAUGCCUUACGCAGACCUAACAUUCGAGAUGAGAUCUACUGUCAGAUCUGUAAGCAGCUGACGAAGAAUAAGAACCAGAAGAGCUGUAAGCAAGGCUGGCUGCUUCUCUCCAUCUGUCUCGGGAUUUUCCCUCCAACUGAGCUCCUGAUUCGAUACCUGGAGUAUUUUAUUCAUCGUGGACCUGCUGAGUUCUCCGCUUCCUGUGCCGAUCGCCUCCAGAGAACACUGACUAAUGGCGAAAGAAAGGAAGUGCCAUGCUGGACCGAGCUACACGCCAUGGAGAUGAAGAAGCCCAUUAAAGUGGAGGUAACCCUGAUGGAUGGGCGUGUCCUCACUCUGCCCGUGGACUCUUCGAGCAUUUCUUCAGAGCUCUGCAGCGCCAUCGCACAGAAAAUCAAUCUGAAAGACACGUUCGGAUUCUCGCUCUACAUGACCUACCAAGACAAGAACUGGUCUCUAGGCAGCACCAGGCAUCACGUGCUGGACGCCAUCUCUCUAUGUGAGCAGGAGGAGAGGAGGCAGGGACAAGACGAGAAGGGAGCUCAGUGGCACCUCUCUUUCAAGAAAGAGCUCUUCACUCCGUGGCAUGACUGCACCAUUGACCCCAUCAGCACAGAGCUCAUUUACACGCAGAUCAUCCAUGACCUCAAGUCUGGAGAGUAUCACUGUGAUAAGGAGGACGACUACGUGCAGAUCGCAGCAAAGCACUAUUACAUCAAGUACGGCAGGGAGAGCAGCAGGGAGAAGGCUGUAAGCAUCGUGUGGGAGUGUCUGAGCCUCCAUCUGAUCGAGAACAAGUCAGAGAUCAAGUUGGUGCAGCUGGUCAGCUCCGCCCACCAACAGGGCUCGUAUAUAAACUCCGGGGCGAGUCCCGAUAGCGUGAAAGCAGAAGUGGUCAGGUAUGCCCGUCUCAACUGGCCCAUCUACUUCUCUAAAUUUUACGAGGCCUCCAUGAUUUCAGGUCCUAAUUUCAAUGAAGAAAAGCUAGUGGUGGCCGUUAACUGGUACGGCGUCUCGUUUCAGGAAGGAAAAGAGAAAAUGUACCUGAAGCUCUCUUACCCCGAGGUGACCGGGGUCAAAAUAGUCAGCGAGGGUCGGAUGAGUGAGGUGGUGCAUCUCUCCACACUGAGAGGCGACUAUAAGAUGGUGGCAGUUGAUGCUCACAGCAUGGUGGAGCUCCUGUCUAUGUUCCUCGAUGGGCUGAAGGAGCGCUCCGUCUAUGCCGUGGCUGUACAGGACUGCAGCAGACAAGAUGACGCGACGUUCCUGAGCUGUAAAAAGGGAGAUCUCAUCAACAUCAUCAAAGACGGACAGUACGCUCCUGAGGGAGGCUGGAUUAACGGGAGGAACGAUAGAACAGGACAAAGCGGAGCCGUUUCUACUGACACUAUUAUGAUCCUGCCGACCCUGAGUAGACCCUCGGAUGACAUACUGGCUCUAUUGAACCCAGAUCAGAAGAAGGCGGUGCUGACGGGUCCACCGAAGGAGGACAUGACCACAGAUAGAGUGGCUCAUAUGUCACUCAAAGAGUUCUCCUUUGAGUAUUUCAGAGAGCCGGCUAAUCAAGCAGGACGUCAUGGUAGACCCGGGGUGCGAGAGAAAGUGUGGGUGCGAUCAAAAGAACCGAUGAAACAGCCGCUUCUGAAGAGUCUGCAGAAAAACUCUGAGCUCAGCCAGCUGGCCUGCAACUCCUUCGUUGCUAUUCUCAAGUAUAUGGGUGACUAUCCCAUCAAAAUUGCAAGGAACCCCGUGGAGCUGACAGACCAGAUCUAUGGACCUGUGCUGCAGCACCCUGAACUCAGAGAUGAAGUUUACUGCCAGAUCAUGAAGCAGCUCACCAACAACAACAAUGGGUUUAGUAUGGAGCGAGGCUGGCAGCUGUUGUGGCUUUGUUGUGGACUUUUUCCCCCCAGUAAGGAUUUGCUAAAACACACCCAACGCUUCUUAGAGACCAGACCCAGAGAGCCGCUCUCAGCCGCCUGUCUGCAGCGACUACAGGGGAUGCUCAGAUUGGAAGCCAGAACAAUGGCCCCUCAUCAGGUGGAAGUGGACGCCAUCCAGCAAAACAGCUCCCAGAUCUUCCACAAAGUUCAUUUCCCUGAUAAUACAGAAGAUAUCUAUGAAGUCACCACCACUACGAGGAUUCGUGACCUGUGUCGCAAUAUCGCCAAUAAUCUCAUGCUGUCUUCUGCUGAUGGCUACAGUCUGUUUGUGAAAACCACAAACAAGGUGGUGAGCAUGAACGAGCAGCAGUACUUCUUCGACAACCUGAAGGAGCUCACAGACCCUCCCAAGAAAGGAAAAAAAGCCAAAGAAGCGAUUUCAACAACCGUUCCCUAUCUGGUGCUGUUCAUGAGGAAGCUCUGGUUUAACGUGAUUCCUGGGAAAGAUCUGAAGGCUGACCUCAAGUUCCAUUUUCCUCAGGAGUUGCCGAAGUAUCUGCGUGGUUAUCACAAUGUGGAGAAGGAGGACAUGAUCUCUCUGGCCGGACUCCUGUUCAGGGUGCAAGUGGACGCAGACCGAUCACAGUUCGUCAUGAUCCCCAGAAUGAUGAAGGAUCUCGUACCCGCUGAUCAGCACAAGCUCAUGUCCACUGAGGACUGGAAAAAGCACAUAAUCAGUGUGUACAAUAAGCAGGCGGGAAUCACAGUGGACGAGGCUAAAGUGCGCUUUCUGAAGGCCAUCGCUUCUUGGCCCACGUUCGGCUGUGCGUUCUUCGAAGUGAAGCAAACAUCUGACCGCUGCUAUCCCAGCAUCAUCAUCAUCUCCAUCAGCAAACAAGGAGUCAGCAUCAUCGACCCCAAAACCAAGGAGGUGCUGGUUAUGCACCCGUUCAGCAAAAUCACCAACUGGUCCAGCGGCAGCACCUACUUCCACCUGACCAUCGGCAGCCUGGUGAAGGGAAACACCCUGCUCUGUGAAACCUCUAUGGGACACAGAAUGGACGACUUGCUGAACUCUUACGUGAACAUGUAUCACCAUGAGAGGACGCUGGUGAGACAAAGAAGCCAGCGUUUCUUUUAAUGAACACACACACACACAUGCUAGCACACUAUAUGGGAGUUAGUGCUACAUCUUAUUUAAUAAAUUCUAUUUAAAAUUAUGACUAAGGUUAAAAGUCCUGGACUGUUCAUCAGAAUUGAACCCAAACGAAGCUUUACAUGUUAUUGAUGAUUAGAGUUCACUUUGUUUUGUUCGUGAUAUGAUGUUUGUUAUCAGUUCAAAUUCAAUUUUGUCCUCCAAGUUGUUGUGUUAUAUAAACCUUCCGAAAACAUCCCCGUGACUGCGUCCGAGUCUAAAAUAAAAAUCUGAUUAUUAC
Ictalurus punctatus (channel catfish) is the source of this 7253-nucleotide messenger RNA. RefSeq names its product myosin VIIBb (gene myo7bb). Gene Ontology annotation, cellular component: myosin complex; cytoskeleton. The record is from RefSeq and is a predicted model, not a curated record. Bases 422 to 6958 code for a protein of 2178 amino acids. Gene Ontology annotation, molecular function: protein binding; ATP binding; cytoskeletal motor activity. The transcript is spliced from 47 exons. Lineage: Eukaryota; Metazoa; Chordata; Actinopteri; Siluriformes; Ictaluridae.